UGAAGGUUACAUCGCCGGUAGCGUUUUUGCAUUUGUUUUCGUAAUGUUGGAAGGUGUCAAGCAUGUUUUGUUAGUGUUGUCUGGUAAAGGUGGUGUUGGAAAGUCAACCAUCAGCACGCAAUUGGCCCUCGCGCUAAAGGAAUCGGGAUUUCGAGUGGGUUUACUAGACGUCGAUCUUUGUGGACCUAGUGUACCUUAUCUGUUAAACUUAGAAGGCAAAGAUGUACAUCAAUCGUCUGACGGAUGGGUACCAGUGUAUACUGAUAGAGAACAGAAAUUAGCUGUCAUGUCAAUAGGAUUCUUGUUAAAAAAUCAAGAUGACAGUGUUGUUUGGAGAGGUCCUAAAAAAACAGGCAUGAUUAAGCAGUUUUUAACUGAUGUUGUUUGGCACGAUAUCGAUUAUUUGAUCAUUGAUACACCACCAGGAACCUCUGAUGAGCAUAUCACUGUGAUGGAAAAUUUAAGAAAUGUGAAAUGUGAUGGAGCACUUAUAGUAACCACUCCACAAGCAGUUGCAGUUGAUGAUGUUUUACGGGAAGUAACAUUUUGUAAAAAAACUGGUAUUCCCAUAUUCGGUAUUAUUGAAAAUAUGAGUGGUUUCGUGUGUCCAUCAUGUUCAGAAUGUACAAACAUAUUUUCUGCUGGUGGAGGAAUAGCUUUAUCAAAAAUGGUAAAUGUACCAUUCUUGGCAAAAGUGCCUAUAGAUCCACAAGUUGGAAAACUGGCAGAGACUGGUCAAAGCGUUCUGGUGACAUUACCAGAUAGUCAGGUAGCACAGGUGUUUCGGAAGCUAGUCGAACAAGUUACUAAAAGCAAGGAAGCAUAAGAGUGAGACCAUGGAUACCACCCAUACAUUUCCCUGUGACCUAUAGUACUUGCUUGUGAUAUUUAAAGAGUCUUUCUGCUUUAGAAGGUUGCAAAAAAAUCUGAUUCCUUUUCAUUGUGUUUUCCUCAGACUCGUAUCAUGAUCGUAUAAAUAAAUAAAAGAAGCUAUAGUAUUUAAGAACACUGUAUAUAGAUUUUUUGAAAAGGCUUUAAAAACUGCCUACAUAUUACGUGCUAAAGAAGGAAGGCUCCUUAAAUUAAACUUUAGCCCUUUGUGAGCGAACAUUAUUUUGAAUUGUUUUAUGGUAGGUGAUAUGUAUUCAUUUGAAGAAUUAUUUUUCUUACGGAAAAUAUAAUAUAUGUGUAUAUCUCUUAUCAUUGUAAAGAAGAGGGUAUGUAACUGUAAAAUCACAUAUAAAAGUAAUUCGCAGGGUCGCAGAGGGUUAAUAUAAAUCACAUUCUACAAAAUGGGUAGAAAAUACAAGUACAAAUACAACGAGUUUUACACGAUAGCAUUUACACGAGGUACAAGUUACCGAAUUUUUUAAUGUCACGGGAAAUACAGUAUAAAAGUGUACGUGUGUAUACGGUCAAUAAUAGAGAAAUAGCAGGGUCGAAAAUUUUGCGAGAUUGUAACUAAUAGUAGCGCAGGUCUUCAAAAACCUGAUCAAACAGCAGAGUUGGCCAAAUGUAAUC
Molecule: messenger RNA, 1521 nt
Organism: Dufourea novaeangliae
Lineage: Eukaryota; Metazoa; Arthropoda; Insecta; Hymenoptera; Halictidae
Gene: Nubp2
Product: cytosolic Fe-S cluster assembly factor NUBP2 homolog
Exons: 5
Coding region: 44-826 (260 amino acids)
Biological process (GO): iron-sulfur cluster assembly
Cellular component (GO): cytosol
Molecular function (GO): ATP-dependent FeS chaperone activity; 4 iron, 4 sulfur cluster binding; ATP binding
Source: RefSeq, a predicted model, not a curated record